Messenger RNA from Magnolia sinica, 2324 nucleotides. Its product is annotated as heterogeneous nuclear ribonucleoprotein Q-like. The transcript has 8 exons. Gene Ontology annotation, cellular component: nucleus. Gene Ontology annotation, molecular function: mRNA binding. The record is from RefSeq and is a predicted model, not a curated record. The coding region runs from base 570 to 2033 and encodes 487 amino acids. Lineage: Eukaryota; Viridiplantae; Streptophyta; Magnoliopsida; Magnoliales; Magnoliaceae.
GUGGGUGGGGCAGAAGCGGCAAGCCUUCUUAGCAUUCCUGUUACAAGGAAGGGUAUGCUGCGUCAUAUCUUGAACUAUUGCUAUGUAAAAACUGAGGUGUCGAAUUCAAUCCAACAGGGAAUGUAGAUACUGUUCUUUCUUCAGUUACGAUUGUGAUGUGUUUACGUUGCAAUCUAUCUUAACUGUGAGAAAUUCUCUUUUUCUUCUUGCACCUGUGGGGAAUCUUCUGAGUACAGAAUACAUCUGUAAAGAAAAGAAAAAGAAAUUGAAAAAAAAAAAAUGCCUGUUCAGCUCUUGCCUACCCCCUUUAAAUCAUUUUUUUUUAUCAUCCCUUUAAACAAAACCUGUCAAUAUUCACUAUAGAAGCAUAUAUCUCAUGGCCCGAAUUCCAUCAAGAUUCUCUUUCUAUGAAUCGUGCUGGCCUUUCACCUUUUUCCCCCGACCCGUUCUUGAAUUCCUUUGCUCUGCAAAUGCUCCUGGCUUCUUUCCUUCCUCCACAGUUGCCGUGCAAGCUUGCAGGUGGUCUACAUCGAAGGCGGAGGACAGAUCCCUAGAACUUAGUGCAAGUUAUGGCGGAACAUGCAUCGGAUGAACCCGAGGAGCAGGUGGAUUUUGAUGGAGACAAUGACAUGGAGAAACUGACAGAUGAUGACAGCGAAGAACCAGCUGAGGAUGAUGGCAUGGAAGAAGCUGAACAUGAAGCAGGAGAUAAGCAGGUGGAACAGCAGUCCUCUGACGGAGAUGGGCGUGGAAAAAUUGGUCUGCCUGAUGAAAGUGAUAAUGCCAAGACCUCUGUGAAAGGCGAAGAGGAGCAGACUGCAUCAAUGGAUGAAAAUGACAGUGAGAUGCAUGCCGAAAUGCUCGCUCUUCCUCCACAUGGAUCUGAAAUUUUCAUUGGUGGUGUUCCUCGAGAUGCCACCGAAGAAGAUUUAAGAGGACUCUGUGAAUCGUUUGGAGACAUUGCUGAGCAGAUAAAGCUGGUGAAGGAUAAGGAGACUGGAGACAACAAGGGCUAUGCUUUUAUAUCAUUCAAAACAAAGGAGGUGGCACAGCAGGCCAUUGAAGAUCUCCAUAAUAAAGUAUUCAAGGGGAAAACCUUGAGAUGCUCUCUAGCUCAAGUUAAAUAUAGGUUGUUUAUUGGUAAAAUUCCCAAGAGCUUAACGGAGGAAGAUCUAAGAAAGGCCAUUGAGACGAAUGGUCCUGGAGUUGAGAACAUUGAGCUUUUGAAGGAUCCACAAAAUCCAAGCCGAAACCGUGGUUUUGCUUUCGUUGAGUAUUACAACCACGCAUGUGCUGAGUAUGCAAGAAAGAACAUGUCAAGCACGAAAUUUAAACUAGAUGGAAGCACUCCCACAAUCAGCUGGGCUGACCCUAAGAGUGCACCUGAUUCUUCUGCUGCUGCCCAGGUGAAAGCUGUGUAUGUGAAAAAUUUGCCUGACAACACAACACCAGAGCAGUUGAAGGAACUUUUCGAACGCCAUGGAGAGGUUACAAAAGUUGUUAUGCCUCCUGCUAAACCAGGGCAGAAGAGGGAUUUUGGAUUCAUUCAUUUUGCAGAGAGAUCCAGUGCAUUGAAGGCAGUAAAGGAAACUGAAAAAUAUGAAAUUGAUGGCCAUGCUGUGGAGGCUUGCCUUGCUAAACCUCAGAAUGACAAAAAGUUUGAUGCUGCCUCAAAUCCUUACAAAGGAGGGAUUCUUCCGAGUUACCUUCCACCUGGUUAUGGUUUUCCUGGGUCACCGUAUGGAACUGUAGGUGCUGGUUAUGGCACCCCUGGAUUUGGGCAGCAGCCUGUUAUAUACGGUAGAGGCCCAAUGCCGGCAGGGAUGCAAAUGGUGCCGAUGGUCCUUCCAGAUGGUCGACUUGGCUAUGUCUUACAGCAGCCUGGUUCACAGGCUCCACCAUCAUCUGCUCGUGAGCGGAGUGGUGGCCCAAGCAGAUGGCAAUGGCGGCGCGGAGAGGGGGACAGUGACAGCAAUCGUGGACGAGAGGGGGACAGUGAUGGUAACCGCGGGCGAAGGUACCGACCAUACUAAUGUUUGGCAAGUUUCCGUGCUAGUUUAUGGUAAGAUGGGGUUCUUGCUGUCCAAUACUCCAGUUCUGCUGAAGAAGAAAGGAGGAUUAGGAAUCUCUUUGCCAUUCUUUCCUUUUUCUUUUUAUCCCCUUUUUUAAAUCUUUCCUGUAACUGUUAACCUUAUGCCAAUGGGAUGUAGAAACUCAAGAGGAAUUUUCACCCUUUUGUCACUGUUCUGAUGUAAUUGUCAGGGUGUUCCCAUCUCGCUUGACAUUAAUACCAUGGUAAGGUUGUUGUACUGGAUUUACCCAUG